GUGUGUUUCUACAGUGCAAUUUACAUUAUACUGGUGGCCCUACAAAACCACAGAAAAGAGCCCACAUAGCGACUCUGUACGGCAUAUGAACCGGUCGCGUAUAUCCACACUUCACAAGUUGCCUUCACAACGCCAUAUAACUUGUUCAAGUUUGUCUGAUCCAUUCAUAUUUCACAUAUUGAUCGUCAGUCUAUCAUGAGCAGUUCUGAACCGCAGAGCAAGAAAACCAAAAUGGUCUCGAGUCUUGAUCAACUGAAGCAAUUGACCACCAUUGUGGCAGAUACGGGUGAUUUCGAAGCCAUGAAGGUAUACAAACCGACGGAUGCCACAACGAACCCUUCCUUGAUUCUGUCGGCGGCCGGCAUGGAGCAGUAUCAGCACCUAAUGAACAAAGCUAUCAAGUAUGGUCUGAAGCAUGGAUCUACCGAAGAUGAACAGGUCGCCGAAGCAGCAGAUAUGCUGUUUGUACUAUUCGGAUGUGAAAUUCUCAAGCUAGUUCCAGGUCGCGUCUCGACCGAAAUCGAUGCUCGACUGUCUUUUGACAAGGAUGCAUCGGUGAAGAAAGCGCUGAAGUUGAUUCAACUGUACGAGGAGAACGGUAUCAAUCGGAAACGAGUGUUAAUUAAGCUGGCAUCGACCUGGGAGGGUAUACAAGCAGCUGCGGUGUUGGAGAAGGACUAUGGAAUUCAUUGUAAUCUUACGCUGUUGUUCUCAUUUGCUCAAGCUGUAGCCUGCGCAGAGGCUGGCGUUACACUUAUUUCUCCUUUUGUUGGUCGCAUUCUGGACUGGUACGUGACCAAUACAAAUAAUAAAACAUUUGACCCAGAACAGGAUCCAGGAGUCGUUUCUGUGACGAAAAUCUAUAAUUACUACAAAAAAUUUGGCUACAAAACAGUCGUCAUGGGAGCAUCUUUCCGAAAUACAGGAGAAAUUUGUGCUUUGGCUGGUUGCGAUUUGUUGACGAUUAGCCCGAAACUACUUGGGGAUUUAGAGAAGAGUGAUGAUAAGAUCAAACGUUAUCUCGACCCUUCGGCGGCCAAAGCUAGCAAUUUAGAAAAAAUUCAUAUGGACGAGGCAACAUUCCGUUGGUUGCUAAACGAAGAUCAAAUGUCCACUGAUAAGCUUUCCGACGGAAUACGAAAGUUUGCUGCUGAUGGACGAAAGCUGGAAACAAUGCUUCGAAGUCUAAUCCAACAGGCGGUUUAGUCUCCGAAAGUUUGACAUGUUUUUGAAAUUGUGCAACUAUCUUAUAAAAUUGUAUAUUUUUUUGUUUCUCAACUCAAUCGUUUUAAUAAAUUUGGCAUUUUUAUCUACAAA
This is a messenger RNA of Malaya genurostris, 1317 nucleotides long. It is a transcript of the gene Taldo, whose product is annotated as probable transaldolase. Gene Ontology annotation, molecular function: transaldolase activity. The record is from RefSeq and is a predicted model, not a curated record. Gene Ontology annotation, biological process: pentose-phosphate shunt; pentose-phosphate shunt, non-oxidative branch; carbohydrate metabolic process. Gene Ontology annotation, cellular component: cytoplasm; intracellular anatomical structure. The transcript has 3 exons. NCBI's taxonomy places the organism in Eukaryota, Metazoa, Arthropoda, Insecta, Diptera, Culicidae. Bases 196 to 1206 code for a protein of 336 amino acids.